AUGGCCAAAACAAAAGACUCUGAGGUGGAGGAGAGACCCAAAUGGGACAACAAGGCUGAGUACCUGCUAACGUGUAUCGGCUUUGCAGUGGGAGUUGGAAACGUCUGGCGUUUUCCUUAUCUGUGCCAAAUCUAUGGAGGAGGUGCAUUCCUCAUCCCCUACCUGAUAGCGCUGGUGUUUGAGGGCCUCCCUCUGCUCUACCUGGAGAUGGCUAUAGGACAGAGGCUCCGCAUGGGCAGCAUCGGCGUCUGGAAAUCCAUCUCACCCCUGCUGGGGGGAGUCGGAAUUGCCUCCAUGAUAGUGUCAUUUCUGGUGAGCAUUUUCUACAACACGCUCCUGGCCUGGGCGAUGUGGUACUUCUUUCACUCUUUCCAAAACCCCCUGCCCUGGAGCCAGUGCCUGGUCAAUGAUAACCUCACAGGCUAUAAUGAGGAGUGUGUGAAGAGCACUCCAGCAAACUACUUCUGGUACCGUGAGACCCUGAACAUCACACCUGACAUCGAGACCAGCGGCUCCCUGCAAUGGUGGCUGGUCAUCUGUCUGGCCAGCGCCUGGUGUGUGGUCUACAUCUGCUUUAUCAGAGGCAUCAAGUCAAUAGGGAAGGCUGUGUAUGUGACAACCACAUUCCCUUACCUGGUGCUGACUAUUUUCCUGAUCCGGGCUCUCACUCUGCCGGGAUCUACUGAUGGACUGGUGUACCUCUUCACUCCUGAUUGGGAGAUCCUGAAGAACCCUCAGGUGUGGCUGGAUGCUGCCACUCAGAUCUUCUUUUCCCUCUCUGUGGCCUUUGGAAGUUUCAUAGCUUUCUCGAGCUAUAAUGCAGAGAGGAACAACUGUGAAAGGGAUGCUGUUCUAGUAGGAACAAUAAACAGCGCCACAUCUCUCUACGCCUCCAUUUCCAUCUUCUCCAUCCUGGGAUUUAAAGCUAACUCCGCCUACAACUCCUGUAAUGAGGAAAACAUCUUGAUUCUGACCAACCACUUUGAGUUUUCUGACCAGAACAUAACAGUGGAGAACUAUGAUCACUGGUUUAAGUAUCUAAAUCGUUCAUAUCCAGGUGAGGUGGCCGGUUUGGACCUGAGGCACUGUGACUUGCAAACAUUUCUUGACCAGAGCGCAUCAGGUACCGGCCUGGCUUUUAUCGUGAUCAGCGAAGCAGUGAUAGAAAUGCCAGGCUCACAGAUAUGGGCCAUACUGUUCUUCACCAUGCUCUUCAGCUUGGGUCUGUCGUCCAUGUUUGGCAACUUAGAAGCAGUCCUCACACCCAUCAAGGACCUCAACCUAUUUCCCAAGUGGAUCCCUCAUGAACUCGUAACAGCAAUCAUCUGUUUGAUAUCCUUCUCGACGGCUCUCAUAUUCACCCUGGGUUCGGGGAAUUACUGGUUUGAGAUCUUUAACGGCUACGUGGGCUCCUUACCCCUCCUCAUCGUUGCACUCUUUGAGAUUAUUGGAGUCAUUUAUGUCUAUGGAAUGAAAAGGUUCAGUGAAGACAUCUAUUUCAUGACUGGGAAGAAACCCAACAUCUUCUGGAAGGCCUGCUGGAUGGUGAUCAGUCCGUUAAUGCUACUGGUGGUGUUGGUUGCAUACGUUGUCGUUCAGGCACAGAAACGACCCUCUUAUCUCGCUUGGAACCCGGACUAUGAACUAUUCCCAAAAACGGAAUCAAAGCAAUAUCCAGACUGGGUGUUUGCCAUAAUCGUCCUCCUCAGUCUACUACCUGUGAUUUCAAUCCCACUGGUGGCGCUCUACAAACUGAUCUCCUGCAGAAUGAAAAAGACCUCUGCUCGUGUUCAACAUAGUCCCUAA
Gymnodraco acuticeps is the source of this 1806-nucleotide messenger RNA. Its product is annotated as inactive sodium-dependent neutral amino acid transporter B(0)AT3-like. NCBI's taxonomy places the organism in Eukaryota, Metazoa, Chordata, Actinopteri, Perciformes, Bathydraconidae. Gene Ontology annotation, biological process: sodium ion transmembrane transport. The transcript has 12 exons. Bases 1 to 1806 code for a protein of 601 amino acids. The record is from RefSeq and is a predicted model, not a curated record. Gene Ontology annotation, cellular component: plasma membrane.